Ambispora leptoticha is the source of this 1350-nucleotide messenger RNA. The record is from the annotation of a GenBank genome assembly. NCBI's taxonomy places the organism in Eukaryota, Fungi, Glomeromycota, Glomeromycetes, Archaeosporales, Ambisporaceae.
AUGGUUUUCGAAGCAAUUCGCAUUUGGUUAAUAAAUGCAAUAAACUGGCUAUUUCGUUCAAAUGCAAGGCGCCUACAAGAUUCUAAAAAUGAAGAGGGGUCUAAAGAGCCUAAUGUUGCCCGACAUGUUCCCGACGAAAAGCCCGUAUCCCUGUCACGGGUCACCAUGACAGAAAUAGUGUUACCGUCUCAUGCCGACACGCGUGGUUUUGUGUUCGGUGGUGUCGUCCUCGGCUGGAUAGAUGUAGCGGCUGGAGCAGCGGCAAAAAGACAUGCUGUAACGAGAAGUGUUGACGCGGUACAUUUCAUGCAUCCGAUUAAAGUCGGAGACUUUCUUGUGAUUCAAGCAUCCGUGAAUAGGGCUUGGAAUACGUCUAUGGAGGUUGGAGUACGUGUUGAAACAGAAAAUCCAUUGACCGGAAAGAAAAAAUACUGUUGUCAUGCAUAUUUGACUUUCGUUGCUCUACGGGGUUCGCGAGCAAGUCAGACUCAACGACAUUCAAACGCACCAGUUCGCGUACCUCGUAUCAUUACAACCACCGCCGUCGAAGCACAGCGUUUCGAUAUGGCUGAACAACGUCGUCAAGCACGUAUCAAUCAAAAUGAUUGUAUUGACGAAAAUGCGACUAAAAUGGCAGAGUUUCGCGAGCAUAUGCGAAAAUGGUCAAAAAACACAAAUGUAGAAACGAUGAGUGAUGCUGAAAUACCACCUCUUGUACCAGAUCCAGAUGAUGCUCAAGAAAAGGAUCCAGCUCGACUUUACCUUCGUCGUCGAAGAUCCACGCUGACUAAUGCUAUUCAAGAUCAACCCGAUGGUAAACCAAUUUACGAUAGCUUUGCUGAAGUGGUGGAGACUGUUUUGCCACAACAUGCGAAUACAUUGCAGAUUACUUUUGGUGGUCAAAUUAUGCGGUGGAUGGAGCAAUGUAGUCUUAUCAGUGCCACCAGACAUGCCAGACGUUUCCUUUUGUUGGCUAGUAUCGACUCCCUCCAGUUUAUCAGACCCACUUAUGUUGGCGAUUGUAUCACAGUUCGAGCAAUGGUCUCUUGUACAUUUCACUCUAGUAUGGAGGUUUAUGUCACAGUGGAGGCUGAAAAUCUUAUGACGGGCGAGACGUUUUUCACUAAUGAUGGAUUUUACACGAUGGUCGCUGUCGACCUAACAAACAUACCAACACCUGUUCCACACGCCAUAAUAGAUCAAGAAGAAGAGCGUGUGAUAUGUGAUGGUGCUGUAAAGCGACGAAAUAGGAGAUUGCAACAGCGACGAGAGUUGGUACAGAAAGAGAUGUCGUUGAGUCCUGACGAAUUUCAAAAGUUUUCGACAUCACAGUCCAUUGAGCAGGAAUGA